GUGUUUUUGUUGGAAAAAUCGAAAUCGGCACCAACUCUCACGCACACCUUUGUGCCUAUUUUUUGCACAAGCGCUCCCGGUCGUGUCAUUCAUCGGAUUCGUCAGAUUUCAAGUGGCCAGAACAGAACCAUUUUCCUCGUCUGCAAAUCCUCCACGAGUCCGGCGCUAGCGCGACUUCAAGAGCGAGUACUGAAGUGAAAACGGCUGGUACCUUGGAGCUGCUAUUGGGUGCAUGUGUGUGUAUGUACGUUCCGAAGGAGGGCUUGUGUCAUCAUCUUCCCCCAGUGGUGGUUCAAAAUUGUUCGCACGGAUAUCGAUCGCGUGAUAGCAAAAGCCUAAACCAAAUCGUACUGAAUAGGAAGGUAGAAACUAGCCGAAGGCCGGGAGAGAGCUAGAGAGAGAGAGAGCGAGUGGCAAAAAGAAGUGUUUCCGGCGGUCUGUUAAAACCCGUUCAUUAACGUAAUAGGCAGUAAACCGAUUCGGUACCUCAGUAGAACGGGCUUCGUACACAGGGAAUUAACUCAAUAGACUCGGAAAACACCAAUCCCGGCGAUGAGUGAGGCAAAUGUUAACGUUGCGGUCGCAGAAACGGCAGCAGCUGGCUCUGCUGGCAGCGGUGAAGUGACAACGAACAAAAACAGCAAAAAGAAACACCAAAAAGGUCCGGCCAAGCAGGAAGAAAGCAAACCAGUGCCUGUGACGAAUGGUGAGCUGGCUGGCAGUGGAGGUAGCAAGGAGGAACGGGUGGCAGGCCGCGAGGGUAGUGCAAAGUCGAAGAACAAGAAAAAGAAGAAUAAACCUAAUCAGACCGAGCAGGGACCGGAUGCCGCACCAUCAUCACAAAUUAAUGGGGAACCGGGACAGUCAGCUGUUGCGGUAACAGCAGCCUCCGGAAGCCAGGAGGCGACAGGAGAAGUUGAUGGCGGGGAAGGAAUGUCGGGCGGUAUGUUUGGAUCGAAUCCGGACGAAAUGUUGGUGACCAUGCAGGAAAUGUUGGAACGUUUGAAGGCUAACACCCGGUUGCUGAAACCGGCCAAAACGCCCGAAGAGGCGUUACACAAAUCGUACAAGUUCUGGUCGACCCAGCCAGUUCCGCGUAUGGACGAGAACAUUCAGGCGAACGAAGCGAUCGAGGAAGACAAACCGUUGAGUGAGAUCCGGCAGGAACCGUACGCACUGCCGGACGGGUUUACCUGGGAUACGAUGAACCUGAACGAUCCGCUACAGCUGAAGGAGCUGUACACGUUGCUGAACGAGAACUACGUCGAGGACGAUGACGCAAUGUUUCGGUUCGACUAUCAGCCGGAAUUUUUGCAGUGGGCCCUGCAACCGCCCGGCUGGAAGCGCGACUGGCACUGUGGCGUCCGUGUGGUCAAGUCGGGACGAUUGGUUGGGUUUAUUUCGGCCAUCCCUGGCACGUUGAACGUGCACCGGAAGGAGCAGCGCAUGGUGGAAAUUAACUUCCUGUGCGUGCACAAGAAGCUACGUUCGAAGCGGUUAGCGCCGGUGCUGAUCCGGGAGAUUACGAGACGCGUUAAUCUGACCGGCAUCUUCCAGGCAGUGUAUACGGCGGGCGUGGUGCUUCCGAAGCCCGUGUCUUCCUGCCGCUACUGGCACCGUUCGCUAAAUCCGAAGAAACUGAUUGAGGUGAAAUUCUCCUACCUGUCCCGCAACAUGACGAUGCAGCGCACGAUCAAGCUGUACAAGUUGCCGGACCAGCCCAAAACUCCCGGCUUCCGGAAGCUGCUCGAAACGGACCUAAAGGCGGUACACAAGCUGCUGGAAUCGUACCUGCAGCGCUUCAACCUGACGCCGGUGUUUGACGAGGUGGAGAUGCGCCACUGGUUCCUGCCGCAAAACGGCAUCAUCGAUUGUUUCGUGGUGGAGGAUCCGGCCCGCCCUGGUACGAUCACGGACAUGGUGAGCUACUACACGCUGCCCUCGACUGUGAUGCACCAUGCGGUGCACAAGUACGUGAAGGCCGCGUACAGCUUCUACAACGUAUCGACCCGCACGCCCUGGCUCGAUCUCAUGAACGAUGCGCUAAUAUCGGCCAAAAACCUCGGUUUCGACGUGUUUAACGCGCUCGAUCUGAUGGACAACAAGCAGUUUCUGGUGCCGCUCAAGUUCGGCAUCGGCGACGGUAAUCUGCAGUACUACCUGUACAAUUGGCGCUGCCCGAGCAUGCAACCGGAGGAUGUUGGGUUGAUACUGUUGUAAACGGUUGGGCGGGAAUAGAAAACGUUUUGUUUUUGAUAGAACGGAUUGCUGGUUGCGAUGGAACCAAAGCACAUUCAGUACGAACACUCGUGGGCACACAUUGGGGAGAAAGUGUUUCCCUUGGCGCUGCUUCUCUGUAUUCUGCGCAGCAUCAAUUCCGAAAUUUUGUUAGGGAUUCUGUUCACUAACUGUCCUACCGUUUCGUUUUUAUUACAACUUCACUAUAGGGGUGGGAAGAUUCUCAGUGUUCCGGAAACGCAUUGCGUAGGGAAAAGCUUGACAAAACAAAUCAGGGAAUGUGGGAGUUGCUUUACAUCUCCCAAUACGUACAUAUAUUGUUUACGUUUAUCCACGCAGUUAAGCCCAUUACAGAUAUCGUUCGCAAGGAAUGAAUGUGAUCGGAGUACACAUAAUCGCCACUGAUCGGUAAAGGUAAUGGGAAUCAUAGUUGGCGAUAGUUUUUUUUUUUACUUAGUUUUAUCUUACCUCCGUGUUGCCUUAGCAACGCUUAGUUCAGUGUUCGGUUUUGUUCAGCAAUAUUCGGUUUGUUUUUUUUUUUUAAUCAAAGAAGAGAAAGCAUUGCAAAAACGUGGUCGCGAUCGUGGUAAGGCCGUGCUUGUGUACAUUGAAACAGUUGCGGCAGUGGGAUUUGGGGUAUGUAAUGCAUGUUUUCGUUACUACACGAAAUAUAUCCAGUCAAUAAAGUGAACGGUAAAGCAUUUUCUGUCCUAGCUGUUGGGAAUCGAUUA
Anopheles funestus (African malaria mosquito) is the source of this 2969-nucleotide messenger RNA. RefSeq names its product glycylpeptide N-tetradecanoyltransferase (gene Nmt). Gene Ontology annotation, biological process: N-terminal peptidyl-glycine N-myristoylation. Gene Ontology annotation, cellular component: cytoplasm. Lineage: Eukaryota; Metazoa; Arthropoda; Insecta; Diptera; Culicidae. The transcript has 2 exons. The record is from RefSeq and is a predicted model, not a curated record. Gene Ontology annotation, molecular function: glycylpeptide N-tetradecanoyltransferase activity. Bases 553 to 2220 code for a protein of 555 amino acids.